Messenger RNA from Esox lucius (northern pike), 4648 nucleotides. RefSeq lists its product as uncharacterized. The transcript is spliced from 6 exons. The record is from RefSeq and is a predicted model, not a curated record. Lineage: Eukaryota; Metazoa; Chordata; Actinopteri; Esociformes; Esocidae. The coding region runs from base 1057 to 3762 and encodes 901 amino acids.
CAAACAAUGUCACUUUUCCCAAAAUAUUGUAACCUUUUUGUUCCUUCUAUAGGAAUAUCAUGAGACAAUGUUCCCAGCAAACCCACUUAGAGACCUCUACACACAUUCACCACACACACACGGGCUCACAGCCCAUCAUUUGCUUAAGCUCGUUAGUGCAUUCUACACAUAUAGGCUACAAUGUCCUUUUUAAAUUAUAUUAUAGUAUCGUCUAUGAAUUGUUGGAAUUUUAACCAUCAUCACGUUUUUCUAUUGUGUGUAUCAACUCAAUCUUUACUCACGAGUAGGCUUUGAUGAUGCGUUGCCGCGUAGGAUACGUGUGUGAGUGGGAUGCAAGUUAAAUAGGUUGUCGACGUUCUGGUUGCUGGGCGCACGAACUGUAGGCUACUGCGGUAAAGGAUGCGUCUGCUUGAUGGCUUAAAUAGGCUACGUAAAGAGACUGACAGAAAAAUAUGAUAAUAUCUUUAAAACAGCCUUUUGGUUUCGGCGCAGACGGAUGGGACCUUUUCAACCUAAUGCAAUCAAAGCACGAUAUACGUAUAUGGAUCCUUGUCGGCUGAUGCUCAGGGAGUCGUGUUGGGAGACGCAUACAAGGAUUGCCUACGACAAUUAUCCGACAACAAGCAACGACAGUUUAGAUGUCUGGGCAACGUCCAGUUUGGAGAAUCUGUGUGCCAUACGGUAAGAGAAGCAAGCGGAUUACGACAUUUUUGAGCGCGGUGGAGUCGAUAUGCACCCUUUUCGAAUCGAAACAUUUCGUGACGGUUUUGUGUACCACGAUGGAUUCAUUGUCUUAAAAGCCACCUUCCUCAUUCGAUAUUCAUACGGGUUUUCUUUUUUUUUUUACAUGGACUGAAUUGUUUCGUCUGACGCCCUAGAAAUACUCUGAAGCUGCAUAUCUGGAUGGAGAACGAUGUUGACAGCACAGUCACUGAAUGUUAUUCAGGAUCCCAGAGCACACAACGUUCCAUUUUAUAGUUGUUGACGCCUCCUUUUGUACGUUUUAGGAUUGCACGCUACCUUAUAUUUUGAUACUGUCAAAUAAAGACUGCCACAAUGCUCCAGCAGAACAAUAACAACAACUAUCCAUGUCUGGAGAUGGCUGGCUCCACUAGGGAAGUGCUGCAGAAGUGCCAAAAAAGCUAUCUUCCCUUCACCAGUCGUUUGGAGCUUGCAGACAUGCCCUUAGUCAAGGGCCUUCGGGCCUGGGCGGUGUGCUCCAAGGAGCGGAGGAGGUCAGCGCCGUCCACCAGGGCUCCAGGGACCUGCCUCGGGUCGGCAGACAUCUACCCAGUGGGACAGUGGGGCAGGGUGGGUCGUGAUCUGGGGCUACCGCUGGAUUCCACCUAUUCCUCCCAGCCCAGGCAGGCAGGCCUCGGGGCUCUUGUGACGGUGGCCACAUUGAAGGCCUCUGAGGGAGGCGGUCAGACUCAGACACACUGUCUGUUUCUCAGUGCAGAGAGUGGCAGGUGCCUCUACAGCACAAGGGGCCCAAAGACCCACGGUCAACGUCUGGUCCCUCAGACUCCAUCCACCCUGGUGGGCAGCUGGCUCAGGGAUAAAGUGGGGGGAUUCAGGGACUCCUCUGUGGUGGGGAAAAUGGGGGUGCGCGACAUGGGAGGGGCAACAUACCAGGUGAAAUCGAGGUCCGGCCGGAGGUGGAGGACAUCCUGCAAAGCUGUGGCUCCUAUCCGGGGUAAAACACCCACCGAACGCAGGGAGGAUCCCAGGGUGCACACCCUGGAAGGAAGUCAGGAAAGCGGGGACAAAGGAGAGUUUCCGACCCUUGUCACGGACACACUGUCUGGGAAGCAGGACAGAGGAAACGCCAGAAGCCUCAGAUGCUGCCACGCUCAAACCAAGACCUGCACAGAGUGUCACCGGAGGAGAGGAGAGCAGGGGAACAGCAGCCGACAGAAGGGAUCUUCCUCCGUCUGUGUGGAGGAUCAGUUGGAGGGCGCCAUGGAGGGGAUUAAGGGGGAGGGGACUGCUGUCAGCCGACUAAAGCCCUGCAGCCUGCCCCCAGACACCAAGGACCCAGAAAGCCGCAGUAGUGACGUCAGGGACGGAGGACAGCCGGGCAACCCGCUGCGUCCUGAACUCUCCCACGACAAGGACCCCUUCCAGGACAAGACAGGGGAUGAAGACACCGGUACGGGAGGUGAAGACGUGUCCAGUGGUCACCCAAGACACGCGGAACGCGCUAACGGCACGCUGGGCACUGUGAACGGGUUUGUGGAGCAUAUCAAGUCGGCCGAACGUGAGUCGGCGAGGCUAGAAGGGAACGGGAGCACAGCUGUGGGGGGUGAUCAAUCUACGGGGAGACACUGCUGCUCUGAGAGAGGCUGCCUCAAACCCCCAUCCACACAGCCACCCACCCCAGCAGGGGGCAGCACUUCCGCUGCAGCCGAUGGGACUGGCUGUGGUCAGAUAAAUCCGGAAAUUAAAUCAGUUAGUCAGCUCAACAAGGAGGGAGAGCUUUGCGGGAAGUGUCUGCCAAAAGAAAAAGUCCCCGCGGCUGUGGAUAAAGAAGUGUUAGUGGUAGCUGAGCACAGGCUCCAUGGGGAGAAGGAGAAAGACGGCGAGGAGGGAAUCCAGUUGACGGCACCAGAAAUUAGGGAGCUCUGCGGGGAGUAUGGAGAUAUACAGCCUGAGGUCAGGAGCACAGACAAUGUUACCAGACUGGAAUGGGAAGCCAGGCAAGGGGAUUUCACAUCCCGAGGAGCGGAGAGAGGGCCUUACUGGGCAACGGAACGGCGUGAGUCAGAGGGGACGUGUUGGACGGAAGAAAGGUGUUUUUCUGGUUUAGCAGCUACCAUGACUGAGAAAGCAAUAGGAGGAGGGUGGAUGGAGUUGGAGACUGGGCAGUUUAAUUCCCCUUCACCAGGCCCUGCUACCUCUGUCACGCACACGCCGACUAAUCCGCUACCCCCGGGAGUCAUGGCAACAAGCUUCCCGGCUCUGGAGGGGGGACAGAUCGAAGCUGCAAGUGGGGCUCCGGCACCGCUGAUACUGAGUCUAGGGGAGCCAAACAGGGACCGGGACGAGAGCAAGGUAGCUGCCGACGCUGGGUUCCUGGAUGAGGAUACGGAGGGGGAUGAUGGUUUUGGGCAUUUCAUGCAAGCGGGGGAGCAGUCGUCCUGGAAUGACGGUUUCAUUGCAUCACCUCUAGUGCCUUCUGUGAAGAGUGCCGAAAUUGAAAACCCUGCCGUCACACAUUUGUCUACCCAUUUGACCUCAGACGUGACGGACUGCUCAUUUCACCAAUCAGAGGGUGCCUGGACAGCCUUCCAACAGAAUACGGACAGAGACGGACAAGACACGAGACGAGAGUGGUGGCCCACAAAUGCUGUGGAGGAGACAAGAAGCAGAUGCUCUAACAAGCAAAAUGUGAAUGGUGUGUUUGUGGAGGCCUUCUCCUCCCAGUCUACGCCCCCCUGUGAUUGUGAGGCAGUUCCCACACUCGGCCAGCUCCUCAGGAGCGUCUUGGAUCAUGAAAGCUCUGCAAAGGAUCACGGCUUACUGGACGGGUUCCAUGACCUGAACAAGAUGAUUGGAUUAAAAUAUAAAAGGGCCAAUACUGUUUCCCGUGAACGUCUUCUACACUCACUACAAAUAGGCCUGUGUAACACAGAAAAUAUUACUGGGAACCAGGCAGCAAGCCACAGUCCAUCUCUUGUCCCUCCCUUUUCAAGUGUGCAUACGCAGACCUGUGGGAAGAGACGCUUAUCUUAUGAUCUCAACAAGAACAUCAUGGAGUAGAUUUUCUCUUUCCUUGACUCUCAACAACAGAUGUUGUCUGCCCUACAAUGCCAAACCCCUGGGAGACUGUUUUCAUCCUCACAGGGGAAAUAACGGAACAAUUCACAAGAUUCAGACUGGAGCACUUGACCCCCUGGCGACCCCUAAUACUGUCUUAUUUAAUUUUGAAUUAACUGGAGCUUAUGUCAAUAGAUUCAACUGUGACAAUUUGGAUACACAUGGUUUUGUUUUGUAUAUGUGGGUCUCACAGAUAUUUUUAAAGAAAGGCAAAUGUCACAUUCUUAUUAAUUUCCUUAUUUUGGACUAAAAGACAAUGUGCAUUUGUCAGGCAAAGUGGAAGUAUACCCCCAACAAUUCACUCCACCCCCGAAAUAAACUUUGAGACAGUACUUUGUGUGCAGAGAAGUAAACACAUUUAUACACACACACAAACAAUCCUCUCCCAUCAUGUGAUGUCUGUCUCAGUACAGUAACAACCCUGGAGCAGAAUGUAUUCUAGGAUUAACUAACGCUGAACUUUACAUGAAGCUUAAUUUUUUUAUCAUACAGUAAAUAAAUGACUGUGUUUACUGACGUUCAAGUGGGUUGUUUCUAGCAGUCAGAAGGAACUUUUGUGCUGACAAAGAGAACAUUGGAUGUUUACAAUGAUACGUUUUGUUUCAGAUCACAAAAAAGCAAUUAUGUCAUACAAAGAUUAUACUUGUUUUUCUCAUUUGUGUUUGUGGGGAAACCCUAACUAAAUCAGCCCAUAACAAUGUAGUGGAUGUCUGUCAUUUGUACAUAAUUAAUUCCUCACGAAAAAUAUACAUAUUUUCUGAGUUGCUCAAAUGGAUAAAAAGAGAUUGUCAACUUGUUAAUUGAUGUAAUAAAAUGAUAUUGUGAUUAA